AGCGCUGAGGAGGGAGGGGGCUCACUAACCACAGGCACCCAGUAUGGCGCUUCAAACUGAGGAAAGUCGGCUCCUUUUUACUCAAAAGUCAACGGGAAGCGGCGCUGGUGGGUUCGUAGAAGUCGAAAAUGCGGACGCACGCCUGUACGGAUCCGGACGCAUCGAUCUACACGCCCGCGACAUGGAAAAUCCGCGCCGCGAGACAGCUGUUGCUCCUCAGGAGGAGUUCUUAAAAGCUCCCUGCCGUGUGGACGACAGUCGCUCUUAUUCUGCCUGCGCCACAAUCUCGGAGACGGGCAGGGAGCUGUGCAAAGCCGUGUCCGUGUCCCUGGGACUGGCCGUGGAGCCCACCGACAUGAACGACGUGGAGACUGCGCUCCCGUCGUGCGCCGCCACCGCCGCCGACAGCCACAUGAGAGCAGAGUAUUUAUUCGGACUUGGAUCCAGGCCACCGAACCGUCCUCAGUAUCCGGAUCAAGACGAGCACGGAGACAGACAAGUGGUGGAAAUGUUCAAAAGUUCGGAGACCACCGCGCAUCUCCAGCACCUCAUUCCCUCCCCCCGGACGGAUGGAAACUUCACGCUGCGUGAAGCUGAUGAAACAACUCCACAGAACGCAGACCGUGUCCCCGCGUGCCCUUACGGCCCGCUGCUGCCAGGCAGUUUGGCGCGCGUCAGGCACACGGCGGCGGAGAGGCCGUGCCGCGUCUACAAACCCCCCGACGGAAACUUUGGGCCGGGCGUGGAGCACAGGUACGGCUACCCACAGGAGCAGCACGGCGUCAGAAUCAAAGCCGAGCAGAUGAGCGGCGAGUCCACGCUGUGGGUCAACAACUUUGGCUACGGCGACAAGAGCGGCACCGAGUUCUGGGCUCCAUCGCGCGGCUGCGGGAGCGCAGCCGGCGCGCAGCCGAACGCUGCAUUCAUAAGUAAUCCUUACGAGAGGAGCAUCGUGCGUCCGGAUCAGUGGUACCCGGGCGGGAUGCUGAGGGCCCCCUAUCCCAACAACUACGUGAAGAGCGAAAUGGGCGAGUGGCUGGACGUCACGUGCAACGACAGGUUUGAGGGAAGCAGAGACCACAUGUUCCCCAUGGAGUUCUUCUUCCCACCACAGAGGACAUGUCUGAUCUGCUCAGAUGAGGCAUCUGGAUGCCACUACGGUGCGCUCACCUGCGGCAGCUGCAAGGUGUUCUUCAAGAGAGCUGCAGAAGGCAAACAGAAAUACCUGUGUGCAAGCAAAAAUGAUUGCACAAUCGAUAAGCUAAGAAGAAAGAACUGCCCUUCCUGCCGUCUAAAGAAAUGUUUUGAAGCUGGAAUGACCCUUGGAGCACGUAAACUGAAGAAGAUUGGGCAACAGAAAAACCCUGACGAGGACCUUCCUCUUCAGGAAUCUGUCGAGGUCAUCCAGAACAUGUCUCUUAAAGGUGGUCUGAACUUCAACUCCCACGUGGUCUUCCUCAACAUCUUGGAAACCAUAGAGCCUGAGGUGGUGAACGCCGGACAUGACUGUUGCCAACCAGACUCUGCAGCCACUCUGCUCACCAGCCUCAAUGAACUUGGGGAGCGACAGCUGGUCAAAGUGGUCAAAUGGGCCAAAGGCCUGCCAGGUUUUCGAAAUCUGCACGUGGACGACCAAAUGACUGUCAUUCAGCAUUCAUGGAUGGGGGUGAUGGUGUUCGCCUUGGGAUGGAGGUCGUACAAGAACGUGAACGGCAGAAUGCUUUACUUCGCCCCCGAUCUCGUCUUCAAUGAACAUCGGAUGCACAUUUCCACCAUGUAUGAGCACUGCAUACGGAUGAGGCAUCUUUCAGAGGAGUUUGUUCUGCUGCAGAUCACUCAGGAGGAGUUCCUCUGUAUGAAGGCUUUGCUCCUCUUCAGCAUUAUACCAGUGGAAGGACUGAAGAGUCAGAAGUACUUUGAUGAGUUACGCCUCACUUACAUCAAUGAACUUGAUCGUCUUGUUAACAAUCAAAUGACAGCCAGUUGUUCUCAGAGAUUCUAUCAACUCACACGUCUCCUUGAUUCGCUUCAGCUGACCGUCAAGAAGCUCCAGCAUUUUACAUACGACCUUUUUGUCCAGGCUCAAUCUUUGCCCACAAAAGUCAGCUUUCCAGAAAUGAUUGGAGAAAUAAUUUCAGUGCAAGUACCAAAGAUCUUGGCAGGUUUGGUUAAGCCCAUCCUGUUUCACGAGUAGAAGGAUUUGCUUAAAACAACUCAUCUUUGCUGCCUCCAUAAACGUUAAGGCUCUAUGCUGUUUUUUUACAACCUUCAGUCUGAUAGCACUUAGUUCUAUUUCAUAAUCACUAUUUUGUUAUUUGUGGAUUUUUUUUGUUUCUCAUUUUGCCACAAUUCAGAUGGCUACCAUAAGCUUUUAUCUGCAGAACACUCAUGUGUCCAUAAGUGCAGAGUUUCCAGCUGGAGCAGAGGUGCUACCUUACAUUCACACUACGUACAUCUGUAAAUAGUGAUGAGCAGUUCUGCUUGUCACUUUUAAGUGCUGUUGUUUCUUAAAUGUACACUUAAAAAUUUAAAAAAUGCAUAGGUCACUCUAUGUGUGAAGAUCCAUUAAUUUGUGCUGCUGUUAAUACCAUUGGCUGGAAAUAAAAUAGUGCAGCGUACAACAGUGAAGUCAAAUACUGCAUGUGCUUGAGACGAUGUCAUUUCUAAGUGGAUUUGGCACAGUACAUUAUCUCUGCAGUCCACUGUUACAAAGCAAAGACAGGCCUUAUUUUUAACACUAUCAUAAGCAAACAAAAGGGAAACACAUGGACAAAAUGCAAAUAAUUCACUAUGUACGUUUAACAGCCAGUAAUAUCCAGUCAGUCCUGUAGCUUCAGUUAUGAAGAAAUGAAUAAAUUGGACUUCUACCCUGUUUUAUUACACCCCAUACAAUAAUAAUACAUGUAAUUUUUUCCUACAGUGCAUUCAUUGUAUGCACAAAUUUGCAAAAGAAAGAAAAAAAAUGAGCUGUCACAAAACAAACAAUGUUCUGAAGAAUAUUUACAUGGAAGCAGCUGGAGAUGUGCAGACUGCCAAAGAUUCACACUGACCGAUAAAUCAUCUGAUUCACAUCAUUUCACCGUGUUUGAUAGCCGAGCAAUGAGCGAGACGAUUACUUUGGAUUCUGGACGAGACAGAGCUGAUCUUGGAGCAGGAUUGAAGUUGAAGGUCAAUCUGAAGAAUAUUAACAGAGAUAGAGGCCAGUAUGAUAAAUGACUCUUUUAUUCAGCCAACAAAGUGUAAUUCAUUGUUUAAAAAAA
Molecule: messenger RNA, 3260 nt
Organism: Thalassophryne amazonica
Lineage: Eukaryota; Metazoa; Chordata; Actinopteri; Batrachoidiformes; Batrachoididae
Product: androgen receptor-like
Exons: 9
Coding region: 44-2194 (716 amino acids)
Biological process (GO): regulation of DNA-templated transcription; male gonad development
Molecular function (GO): sequence-specific DNA binding; zinc ion binding; DNA-binding transcription factor activity
Source: RefSeq, a predicted model, not a curated record